UAGCACAAUGUUCGACGUCUUCACCGAGGAAGUGGUUCGCUAAUCAGUGCGCGCGUGUCAAUAUCGUACAUUUUCGGUUCGUUUUCUCGCUUGGUUUCGCUCGUUCGUGGUCGUAAAGUGUUCCCGGAAGUGUACUGCCACUGGUGGUCAUCAACACUCUGCCCCAAUGUGGGCCCAGAGCGAGAAAAAAUCGAUUGAAAGUUUUCCUCCCUCGAACAUUUUUUUCUCGAUCCAACCCCGUCAUCGUCAUCAUCGGUCACCAUUAGCUCAUCAGAAGGAGCAGUGCGAGAAGAGCCCCCGUAUCAGUGGUGGAAGUGAGAAGAAUCCGAACGUAAUCUGUUCUGUGGCAGAGGCCGAUAGUCGGUGCUGCCGGGCACUAUUUCACCAGAACAAAACAGAAGAGCAUUGGAAAUAUUCAUUGUCGUCGUUGCUGCGGUCGGUUUCGUCUAUUGAUUUUGAUACAAACAAGUUGGUGGCAACAAUCGUAGAGGGCUUCAACCGCGGAAGCGUUGGAAGCGCUCGUGAGCCCCUUUGGAUGGAAGCAUGAACCAAGAGCCCUGCUCAUACGCCCUAACCCAGAUCAGUUACCUGGUUUCAAACUUGAACAAGAAAAACUUUGCCUCAAACAGUCGACAAUUAGCUCAGUUUGUAAAAGAUUUUGGAUUAGAAGCUGAUCGUCAUUUGCUGCGCUGUUUAUUCUCUACGGUUGAUUUCUCCUGCUCGGGUUCGAAAUCUGGAGACGCUGCUGCCAACAGUACCCCGGGACAUUCCAGGAGCAACAGCACCAGCAGUAGUGCCAGCAAUAGCAACCACAACAGCUACAGGAGCGGACCGUUGUCACUGCAAGCCCGAUUGCUGUCGACGGAACUGGUCGGGCUGCUCACAAAACCGCAGCUCGUUGGGAACAUUUGCUUUGCCGUGGACAAUCCGCUGCCGCAACAAAGGACACUAACCCCAUCGACAAGUCUAGUAACUCAAAUCGUUAGGACCCUCAACUGUUCACCGAUUCAACAAGCCGCACUUGCCCUCGCACUUAUUCAUUCAUCGCAUCCGGAUAUUGUGCGAAGUGCUGAGGAGAACGCUCGAAGUUGCAUUGCCGAACUCAUUCAAUCUUAUAUCGACCAAGACACAAACCAACCAACUCAGGAGGGAAGUCUUAACGACGUAUCUCCUGAACUCCUGCAGCACAUACUAUCGUUAAUUUCUCACGACAAGCACCUGGACUUCGGUCUAUCAGACUCGACUUACGGAAAGUUUGUACAGCAACUGUGCCGUGACUUUCCUCGGGAGCGGGUUCCAUUGAUCCUCGCUCCGCUGCUGUAUCCGGAAAAUUCGGAACUUUCAGCCGAGUCGGUCAAAUCGAACACUCAGUCGCUGCUGCUUUCUUCAAUCAUGGAUACGGCCUGGGGAAGUCUUGUGAUGGAGAUCGGAUACGGUUUCACUGCCUCGGUGGAGGAUUGUAAGAAUCAUCUGCUGAAGGUCGGUGGUCGCGAGAUUUCCGCCCAGGAUGUCGCAAAGAUCAUUUCGUCAAUGUGUCUCACCCAUGCGUCGCUUUCGGAAAGCAGCAUCAAUUUGCCGACGCCUAGUAGCUUCUGGCCUCAGGGCAGCGAUCCCGGAGGAAAAGGGAAGGACGGCCAAAAUGGCGGGUCCAGUUCUGAGAACAGCACCUGGAAGCCGGAGAUAUUCGUGCAGGCUUUGAAAGAGGUGGUUCCCAGCUUGAACUGGAAGGAUGUUUGUUUGGGUUUGGAUCACUCCAAUUUUCUGAUUAAGGAUCGACCAGGAUUAGCAUUGCUGUUAUCUAUCGUCAAAAUGGGAAUGCAGGCAAGCGGUCUGGGGCAGAACUUCCCCGUGGAAUGUGUCUAUCAACGGUGGACGAAUGUGGAAGGACAAUUGUCCCUAAUAACAAUGAUUUUGAAGAGCCCCGAUCUGUACUCGUUUGCAGACCACAUUUACACGAGUGUUUCGGUUGAUCUGCUGAAGACUCCACCGGAAACGGAUAAUAAGGAAGUUGCAUCGUGGUUGUCACUUCAUCUAGUGGACGUUUUGUUGUACAUUGCUGACAACGGAUUUUACGCACAGGCGAUGGAGAUUUUCAAGAUACCAAUUCAACUGUGUCCGGACAUUCUUUUCAUGGCAUUACUGCAAAUCAAUCCACCGGUAACUGUCUCUCGCCAGGAAUUGUUCACUACGUUAAUCCCGAUAUUUCUCGGCAAUCAUCCAAACUCGGGUACGAUUUUGCAUCACGCAUGGAACAACACCAGCUUUAAUCCCUCGCUGAGACACAUUAUUCUGCAUUCGAUGAGCGAAUGGUAUCUGCGUGGAGAGAGUGAUCAGUCACGACUGUCUCGGAUUCUAGACGUUGCUCAAGAUUUGAAAGCCUUGUCUAACUUACUGAACGUUAGAUCGUUCAUAUUCAUCAUUGAUUUGGCAUGUCUCGCAUCUCGUCGCGAAUAUUUAAAACUGGAAAAAUGGCUAGCGGACAAGAUUCGAGAGCAUGGGGAACCGUUCGUGAAGACGAUCAUCAAGUUUUUGCAGCGUCGUUUCCCUCAGAUAAUGAUGGGAAAAUUCGCCGACGAGCAGAUCCCUAAAUCGGCCCAAUUACCUCCGGAGACCUUGAGCACUAUUUUGUCCUGUUUGCAGGCCUGCGUUGGAAAUGUGAGUCCUGAAGUCGCUGAUAUUAUCAUGAGCAUGACUCAAUAUAACAUUCUUUUGACCAGUAAGACAAGAGCACAGCAAGCUUCGCAGCAACAACAGCCACCGCCACCUGGAGUUGUAAGACCGCAUCGUGUAUUGGAAGCUCCCUUCAGUGCAUCGACAUUGGGAGGUCAAAUAUUUCCAGGGGCGUCGGUUGAAUCCUUAUCUGGGUUGGCAAAUAAUAUGGCUGGGCUCAAUUUGGGAGGACCAGGCAACAGUGCAUUCAGCUUCGGAAGUGCUCUUGGCAAUCUGGUAUCGACUCCAGCAUCGCCAUCUAGGCUGCUGGCCGGACCAUCGAAUAGUCCAUUCCCGUUGAUGUCGAUGCCUCCGACGGCACCCGUCGGAAACAUUGGACGUUUGCCACAAACUCCAACUGGUGACAAACUCGCUAUGGCUACUGCCGGGCAGACUAAUUUUGCCGAAAUCGGAAUGCAAGCUGUUUCCAAGGAGGUGGAAGAUGAAGCCAAUAGCUACUUCCAACGAAUUUACAACCAUCCGCCACAUAACACACUGUCUAUUGAUGAGGUUCUGGAUAUGUUGCAGCGAUUCAAGGAUUCCCCCAUCCGUCGGGAAUGUGAUGUGUAUCAAUGCAUGCUGCGUAAUCUUUUCGAGGAAUACAAAUUCUUCCCCCAGUAUCCUGAUAAAGAGCUGCAGAUCACUGCUCAAUUAUUCGGUGGAAUGGUAGAACGAAACCUGGUAACAACUUACGUUGCUCUCGGAUUAGCGUUGCGUUGUGUGCUGGACGCGCUCAAGAAGCCGGAAGGCUCUAAGAUGUACUACUUUGGAAUCACGGCUCUCGAUCGCUUCAAAAAUAAGCUGCAUCUGUAUCCAAAAUACUGCGAGUACGUCCAUGGAAUUCCACACUUUGAUCAGUUCCCACCGCACUUGAUCGAGUACAUCGAGUAUGGAGCGCAAGGUCAAGAGCCCCCGAACAAGACCCUCGGACCGGGACCGUUGCCGUCAUCAAUCACUCAACUUCUUCCGGGUCCUUCCGGAGUAGGUGGUGGAAAUCCGCUCUAUCGUACCAGUUCCGCCACGGGAACCAGUAAUCUCACAUCAGCUGCUCCGCCGGCCGCACCCAAAGUAAAUCUUGGAUCUCAACUGGGUACUACCAACCAGCCUCCAAGGGUCAAGUCCAUUGCGAAUGCUACCAACAUCGACACCCUGCUAGUGGCUACCCAGGAAGGUGAAGAGAAGAUCAUCAAUCCACCGGAUGCUAUUCAGGACAAAACUGCAUUCAUCUUCAAUAAUCUCAGUCAAUUGAAUCUUCAGCAAAAGUGUGAGGAAAUCAAAGAUAUUCUACAGAAAGACUACUACGUGUGGUUGGCCCAGUAUUUAGUUUUGAAGCGAGCAUCAAUCGAAGUGAAUUUCCAUGUUCUGUACUCGAACUUCUUGGACGCUUUGAAGAUUCAGGAUGUUAACAAACUAGUAACGAAGGAAACUUUCCGUAACAUCAAGGUCCUGCUUAGAUCAGACAAAGCAAUCGCCAACUUCUCCGAUAGAAGUCUGCUGAAAAAUUUGGGACAUUGGCUCGGAAUGAUGACUUUGGGUCGAAACAGACCUAUUCUUCACUUGGACAUUGACAUGAAAUCCCUACUUGUCGAGGCAUACAAUAAAGGCCAACAGGAGCUGCUUUAUGUUGUUCCAUUUGUUGCCAAGGUACUGGAAUCGUGCUCGAAAAGUAAGGUCUUCAAACCACCUAAUCCAUGGACCAUGGCAAUUAUGAAUAUUCUUGCUGAGUUGCACCAAGAGCCGGAUCUAAAACUGAAUCUGAAGUUCGAAAUCGAAGUACUAUGCAAGAACCUUAACAUAGAUGUAGGAGAUUUGAAACCUGCCAUCUACCUGAAGGAUCCGGAGCGCGCACAGAACAUCGAGUAUCAACUAUCGCAGCCUAAACCUGCUAAGGAACUGCAACCGAUCCAAGUUAUCCAAGUUACAGAAGAAAUUGCAUCCGCCGGACCAUCUGGAUCACCAGCCAUGCCCGUAAUGGAUCCAUCGCUAGCCGUCACUGGUCCACCGGAACCGCGAUUCCACUACUCGGACAUCAACAUCACCAAUUUCGCUUGCAUCAAUCAGCACGUCAUAUACUCCCCCAACAUUGCACUUCUGCACACCCAUCCUCAUCUCAAGCAGAUCAUCAAGAACGCCCUGGAACGAACCAUCACCGACUGGAUCACGCUGGUAGUCGAACGCAGUGUUAAGAUCGCAUCUAAAACAUGCGAACAAAUCAUCCGAAAGGACUUUGCACUGGACCCCGACGAGCUACGGAUGCGAACGGCGUCGCACAAUCUUGCUCGCAAUCUGGCUGCCGGUAUGGCGAUGAUAACCUGCCGGGAUCAACUGAUGCAGAAUAUUCAGAACAACAUCAAGACGGCGUUCAUGACUACGCUUAGCCCGGCCCAGAAGGAAGUGGCAGAAGCGGCCGCGAAUCAACUGGCAGCCGAUAACAUGGAACUGGUUUCGGCGUUUAUUCAAAAGACUGCUAUUGAAAAGGUUGUGCCGGAAAUGGACAAACUGCUCUCAACGGAGUAUGAAAUGCGUAAGAUGGCUCGCCAGGAGGGACGUCGCUACUGCGAUCCCAGUGUGCUGACUUAUCAAGCGGAACGGAUGCCGGAGAGAAUUCGUCUCAGCGUCGGUGGCGUGUCGCCCAGUCAGCUGGCGGUGUAUGAAGAAUUUGCCAGGAAUAUUCCCGGAUUCCAGCCGAUUACUGAUCGUGACAAUGCUCUGUUUGCUCCUAAGUUGCAGGAAGCGCUCCCAACGGUCGCCCAGUUUCCCACACCGGCGGCUGUUGCUCCAGAUGAGAUAGGAGUGCUUUACGAUGAGCUGGCCAGCAAAAUGGAAGUUUUCAUUAGCAGCGCAGUUAAUGUACCUCAAUUGCAUGUCCACGUCAACAACAUGCACACGCUGCUGGAAUGUCUCAUCAUUGCACGUCGUUCGCGGGACAAUCUCACUGCAUGUAAUCUGCUAAAUAAAGCGGUCGAAGGAAUCAUGGAGGGCCUGAUGAACAUCCCGGACCAUAUCGAUCAAAUCAAGUUGUUCCGCGACAUUCACCUACGUGUGAUGCGGCUGCUGCAGGAUCCUCGCGCCUUUGGACCGAUUUGGACCAACAAAGCCAUCACCCGAUACAUGCUGGAAUGUCGAGAGGAAAUCCGCUACAAUGUCGAAGCGGUCGAUCUGCUGAUCUCUUCGAGUUUUGUUAACAUGCCACAAUACGAUAUGAUGUUGAUGCAGCUGAUGGACAACGGAAACAAUUACGUAGCCGUUGUGUUUGCCAUGCAGCUUGUGCAGACGUACUUUAUCGACGAGCGUCAAAAUACGGUUAUUACCGACAAUGAUUUGCUGAAUACAAUCGAAUUGCUGGCCAGACUAGCGGCUCAUCCGCGAGCACCGGAAGGUUUAGCUCAUUUGAUGGAAAUGCUUCGAUCGAAUCAUGAUCCGAACACAUUCCUCGUGGAUCGAGCCCACGCUGGACCUACGGCGCACAUUCAUUCUGGUAUCAUCAUAGCCAGGGCCACCGACAUCGAAGACCCGCCGGGAUUUGCCGAACGAGCAGAGUACCUGCUAAAAGACUGGAUUACAAUUUUUCACACCCCUUCCAAUUCGAAGGACAUGAUUAAAGCGUUCGGAGGUUUCGUCAACAAGAUGAAUGUAUACGGAAUACUGAAAGGAGACGAACCGCUGACGAGAUUCUUCCGUCAUGCCACGCAAUCCUGUAUCGAUCUGACCUAUCGCAACAUGAACGAUCCGAACUGGAAAACGAAAAUCUUCCAGUGGAUCGAUGCUUACGUUAGGUUGAUUGCUAUGCUUGUGAAGCAUUCUGGGGAGGGUGGUAGCACCAGCACUAAAUUGAAUUUGUUGAAUAAGGUCUUAGGCAUCGUGGUUGGCAUCCUGAUGCAGGAUCAAGAAUUGCACGGCACUGCUUUCCAGCAGAUGGGCUACCACCGUAUCUUCAUUAUGCUUUUCCUGGAGUUGAGUGCACAUGAUCCGGUGCUAGAAAAUAUCAGUCUCAGCGUGAUCACUGCCUUCUGUCACACGUAUCACAUUCUGCGACCAUCAUUAGCCCCUGGCUUCUGCUAUUCCUGGUUGGAGCUUAUUUCGCACCGGGUAUUCAUCGGACGCAUCCUGGCGUCCAUUCCACAGCAGAAGGGCUGGUCCAUGUAUUCGCAGUUGUUGAUCCAGUUGUUCAAGUAUUUGGCUCCGUUCCUACGCAACGCCGAACUGGCCAAGCCGGUUCAACAUCUCUAUAAGGGAACACUGCGGGUGCUGCUUGUUCUGUUGCAUGACUUCCCAGAAUUUUUAUGCGACUAUCACUUUGGUUUUUGCGACGUUAUACCACCGAACUGUAUUCAGAUGAGAAAUCUGAUUCUGUCGGCAUAUCCACGGAACAUGCGUCUGCCGGAUCCAUUCACUCCCAAUCUUAAAGUUGACAUGUUGACCGACAUAGGAGGUUCGCCACGCAUCUUUACGAAUUAUGCUGCCGCAAUAACUCCCAGCAGUUUCAAGAAAGAUCUAGAUUCAUAUUUGAAAGCACGAUCACCGGUGACGUUCCUUUCGGAGCUGCGUAGCAACUUGCAAAUCUCAAACGAACCCGGAUCUCGCUACAACAUCCCGCUGAUGAAUGCUUUAGUAUUGUAUGUUGGCACUCAGGCAAUCGCUCACAUUAGGUCGAAAAAUUUGGGUCCCACGAUGGCAACCAUCGUCCACAGUGCCCAUAUGGAUAUCUUCCAGAAUCUAGCGGUAGAUUUGGACAACGAGGGUCGAUAUCUGUUCCUGAAUGCGAUUGCCAACCAGCUGCGGUAUCCGAACAGCCACACGCACUAUUUCAGCUGUGCGAUCUUGUAUCUGUUCGUAGAAGCCAACUCUGAAGCGAUUCAGGAGCAAAUAACUCGUGUUCUGCUGGAACGACUCAUUGUCAACCGUCCGCACCCGUGGGGAUUGCUGAUUACGUUCAUCGAGCUGAUAAAAAACCCAACUUACAAGUUUUGGGACCACGACUUCGUCCACUGUGCACCGGAAAUUGAAAAACUGUUUGAAUCAGUAGCCAACUCCUGCAUGGUGGUCAAAUCCAAAAGUCAACCACAGAUGCCGAAUGUGGAAUCGGAAAUUGCCGAGUGCAACUGAACCACACAACAGCAUUAAACCGAUAUAUCGACGUACCACGUACUAGCGCUAGUGUUUAGUGUAAGCAAAAAGAAACAAAAAGAAUGCACUUCUGUUAGACUGUUAGAAUACGUUGUAACAAUAAUGGAAGGAAAUUCGUUUUUAACAGUGUGAUAAGAUGUUGACGUCUAUCUAGCUGUUGUGUAAUAUUGGAACACAAAAAACUUCUCUCAAAACAUAUGUUUUAGACUAUCGUCAGAGACUGGACCCAAGACAUUGGCAUUGAAUUCUUUAUUUUUUAUGAACUUAAAAAUGGAAACAUUUUUGCACUGUUUGUUGGUUUGUUGUUUUUAGCUGCGCCAAAAUAUCAAUUUGAAAAUAGCAUAAUAGGUUUUAGAUUAUUUAAAUCUUGUUUAUAGCCAAUAUCAUAAAUGCGUAACAAAACUGAAUGUUUUUUUUUUUUGGCUAAGUCUGCACCUCUACAACCGAUGGUCCAACAACAUAAGCAAAAAUCAAACAAUAGGGACGGGAAAUGGUGAAUGUCUGUGGUCAGUGUCUGGUAAAUGUGUAUCCCUCUCAGUAGUGAUAAACGACGGUGACGGUACGAACGAGUCUGGAACACAUUGUAGGUACUGGGAUUUGAAGAAUAUUCGGCUGUCCGAGUACUACUGUGCUGGAAAAUGAAAAACGAAAUAGAAGCAACCGUAACUGUGUCUUAGAACUUAUGCAAUGUUAGGUGUGCUUUAUUAGAAACUAUCCCAUUUAUGUAACUAUAUGAACGGAUCAUUGAUGCAUAUAAAUAUAUCGAAACUAUGAUUGUA
This is a messenger RNA of Armigeres subalbatus, 8615 nucleotides long. RefSeq names its product CCR4-NOT transcription complex subunit 1 (gene Not1). Lineage: Eukaryota; Metazoa; Arthropoda; Insecta; Diptera; Culicidae. Gene Ontology annotation, biological process: negative regulation of translation; nuclear-transcribed mRNA catabolic process, deadenylation-dependent decay. Gene Ontology annotation, cellular component: CCR4-NOT core complex; P-body. The transcript is spliced from 12 exons. Bases 544 to 7815 code for a protein of 2423 amino acids. The record is from RefSeq and is a predicted model, not a curated record. Gene Ontology annotation, molecular function: molecular adaptor activity.